Lasiosphaeria miniovina is the source of this 2091-nucleotide messenger RNA. Its product is annotated as ubiquitin-like modifier-activating enzyme atg-7. Gene Ontology annotation, biological process: cellular response to nitrogen starvation; autophagy of mitochondrion; autophagosome assembly. Gene Ontology annotation, molecular function: Atg8 activating enzyme activity; Atg12 activating enzyme activity. The record is from RefSeq and is a predicted model, not a curated record. Lineage: Eukaryota; Fungi; Ascomycota; Sordariomycetes; Sordariales; Lasiosphaeriaceae. Gene Ontology annotation, cellular component: cytoplasm; phagophore assembly site. The transcript is spliced from 4 exons. Bases 1 to 2091 code for a protein of 696 amino acids.
AUGGCUGCUCUCAAGUUUGCGACCUUCUCUUCGGAGAUCGAACUGCCCUUCUACUCGGCCCUCUUCUCGUCCAAGCUCGAGCAUGACAAGCUCGACGACUCUGCCCGCCCCGUCAUCGGCCUCUAUGAGCCGCGCCCCCAAGCCGACCCCGAGGCGAGCACCAAGAUGCAGAUCCUCGGGAGCGCAUUGACUACAUGUCUAACGCCCUGCGACAGUGUGCCUCUUGGUCUAAGCCGCGCCGAGGGCUUCAUCAAGAACGUCAACACGGUGGAGGAAUUCAAUAAUACCGACAAGUCUGCCCUCAUCACAGAUGCCGGGCGCCAAAUCUGGGACGCGAUCCAAGACGGCACCAUCUACUCUAUCCCGUCGCUUCUCUCGUCCUUCAAGAUCCUCUCGUUCGCCAACCUCAAGAAGUACCAGUUUAAGUACUGGUUCGCCUUCCCGGCCCUCCACUCGGAUCCCUCGUGGAAGCGGACGGGCCCCAUCGGCCGGCUGGACUCGAAAGAGAGCACGGCGCUGGCCGAGAAGAUCGGGACGUGGCGGUACAUUGUCGACAACAGGGAGCACGGCUUCUUCCUCGCCAAAAAGGUGCGGGGCGAGGAUGCGACGAAGAUCCCGUCGGACGACCCCGGCGCUGACAUUGGCUACCGGUGGGAGAUUGGCUCCCUGAGAGACUUUGAGACGGGGUUCUUCAAUGACAUACCGGCCGAGGACAGAUAUAUCUCCUUUGUCGACCCCUCAAACUAUCCCGAAUCUCCGUCUUGGCCUCUGCGCAAUUUGCUGGUUCUGAUUAGGCAUCGGUAUCAGCUUAGGGAAGUCCAGAUCCUGUGUUACCGGGACACGCAGGCCAGGAGGCACGAGGCGCGGAGCAUCAUCAUGCCCCUGGCCAUGGACGCAGUGGAGAAGAUGGAGAUUACCGAGGUGCCCAAGGUGACGGGCUGGGAGAGAAACACCAGCGGUGACUUGAGGUCCCGCUCCGCGAACCUGGGCGAGUACAUGGAUCCCGCUCGCCUUGCAGACCAGGCAGUCGAUCUAAACUUGAAGUUGAUGAAGUGGCGGCUGUCCCCGAAUCUCGACCUCGAUGCCAUCAAGAACACAAAGUGUCUCUUGCUCGGCGCCGGUACCCUAGGGAGCUAUGUUUCUAGGAAUCUGAUGGGAUGGGGCGUGCGCAAGAUCACCUUUGUCGACUACGGCGCAGUGUCCUUCUCAAACCCCGUGCGCCAACCGCUGUUCUCGUUCGAGGACUGCCUGAACGGCGGCAAGGCCAAGGCGAUACAGGCGGCCGAGGCGCUCAAGCAGAUCUACCCGGGCGUCGAGGCCGAAGGCCACGUGCUGUCGGUGCCGAUGCUCGGGCACCCAUUCACAGACGCGGCCAAGGUGAAGGCUGAUUUUAUGAAACUGCAGGAGCUGGUCGAGGCGCACGACGUCAUAUUCCUCCUCAUGGACACUCGCGAGUCGAGGUGGCUGCCGACGCUGAUGGGCAAGGCGUCAAAAAAGAUCGUCCUGAACGCGGCUCUCGGCUUCGACACGUACGUUGUGAUGCGGCACGGAGCGGCGCCCAAGGACGGGACCGAGGACACUCUUGGGUGUUACUUUUGCAACGACGUCGUCGUGGCGGCAGAUUCGGUCAAAGACCAGACCCUGGACCAGCAGUGCACCGUCACGCGGCCGGGAGUGGCGGCCAUCGCGUCGGCGCUGCUCGUCGAGCUCCUUACCAGCAUCCUGCAGCACCCGCAGAAGGAGCACGCGCCGGCGCCCGUACACAACAAGUCGUCGGACUACGAACGCGACCCGCCGGACCACCCGCUCGGCAUCGUGCCGCACCAGAUCCGCGGCUUCCUGUCAACGUUCCAGAACAUGCUCAUCCGCGGCCGCUCGUUCUCGCAGUGCAGCGCCUGCAGCAAGCCCAUCGUCGACGCCUACCACAAGGACGGCUGGGACUUUGUCCAGAGGGCGCUCGAGUCGCGCGACUACGUCGCCGAGCUCAGCGGCCUUGCCGAGGUGCAGCGGCUGGCCGAGGCGGCCGCGGGAGAGGUGGAGUGGAGCGAGGAGGAAGAGGCCGAGGAGGAGGGUGAGGGCGUCAUUCUCUAG